This is a messenger RNA of Echinostoma caproni, 588 nucleotides long. The record is from the annotation of a GenBank genome assembly. Lineage: Eukaryota; Metazoa; Platyhelminthes; Trematoda; Plagiorchiida; Echinostomatidae.
AUGAUGUACUUCACCGAUAAGUUAGAAAUGUGGACCCUUGGACGAGAGAAAAUCACCUAUCUGGGAAAGCGUAAUGUAUUCACGCACUUCAAUCGGAUGACUUCCAGUGGAUCAGUUGUGAUAAAAUUUAAUCAUAUCGUAAAUUUUCCAACCGGACAUUUCAGUUUACGCUUUCGCGCUGACGAAUCACAGGUAAAAUCACAAUGCGGUGAAUACUUCAAACAUUCAUCAGGCAUCAUUUCCCACACGAACUACGGCAAUUUCGAAGGAACCGCACGUUGUUGCUUGUGGAUCAUUGAGGCUGGUGUCCAAGGACAAGUCAAUUUGAAUUUUUUGGAAUUAGGUCUGAAUGACUAUCCAUUUGACUACGUGAAGCUGUGGACCAUCGAAGGCGGUCGAUUCGAACUGAUUGAUGUCUACCCUGAGGGGAAUCGGCCACAAUCCCCACCUAAGCUGAAACGAUCCGUCCUCAUCUACUUCCACGCGGAUGAUAUCGGUGCUGCUCCGAGGCUUACAAUACAAUUCAAAAAAGGUAAGAUUUGGGCGCAUGGCAGUAGUGUAAAAUUACACGAGAAGUUCGCGGAAUGA